Molecule: messenger RNA, 2592 nt
Organism: Columba livia (rock pigeon)
Lineage: Eukaryota; Metazoa; Chordata; Aves; Columbiformes; Columbidae
Gene: DDO
Product: D-aspartate oxidase
Exons: 5
Coding region: 196-1227 (343 amino acids)
Biological process (GO): D-amino acid catabolic process; L-aspartate catabolic process
Cellular component (GO): cytoplasm
Molecular function (GO): FAD binding; D-aspartate oxidase activity
Source: RefSeq, a predicted model, not a curated record
GGCGCCGGCACCCCGGGAGCGGCCCCGGGGAAGGGGAGCUGCCAGCACCCCCUGCCCGGCCUCACAGCCCCGCCUCGGCAACGCGCUCCGUCCUCUCGCGCUCCGUCCUCUCCCGCUCCGCUUCUCCGCGCUUCCCGGGAGGGCGAUUCUUCCUCCUCACCAGGUGCCUCUCUGCUCCGGCUCUGCACCCUGGACAUGGCAGCACCCAAGGUCGCAGUGAUUGGCGCCGGAGUUGUCGGCCUGUCCACAGCACUGUGCAUCGUGGAGACUUGCCCCAGCUGCUCUGUGACGGUCCUUUCAGACCAGUUCAGCCCAAACACAACAAGCAAUGUGGCAGCAGGGAUACUCAUCCCCCACACCUACCCAGGCACACCAAUCCACGUGCAGAAGCAGUGGUUCAAAGAGACCUUCACUUACCUUUUCGCCCUCAGCAACUCGAAUGAGGCAUCAGAGGCUGGUGUUCACCUGGUCUCUGGGUGGCAGAUCUUUAAAAACACUCCCACUCCCAAGGAAGAGCUGCCUUUCUGGUCGGAUGUCGUCCUGGGAUUUCGACCAAUGUCUGAAGCAGAACUACAAAAGUUUCCACAGCACCAGUUUGGUCAGGCCUUUACGACACUGAAAUGUGAAUGUCCACCCUAUCUGCUGUGGCUGGAGAAAAGGUUGAAAGCAAAUGGUGUCCAGAUGUACACCAGAAAAGUUGCAGACUUGUGGGAGCUACACAGCGAGUAUAACAUCAUCGUCAACUGCUCGGGCAUUGGAGCCCACCAGCUGGUGGGGGAUGAGAAGCUCUUACCUGUUAGGGGACAAGUACUCAAGGUUCAUGCUCCCUGGGUGAAAAACUUCAUCCGGGAUGGGGAUGGCUUAACUUACAUCUAUCCGGGGAUAUACAGUGUAACCCUAGGGGGAACCAGGGAAAAGGAGAAAUGGAGUCUCUCCCCUGAUCCUGACACUACCAAAGACAUCUUUGAAAGAUGUUGCUCCCUUGAGCCAUCACUGUGGGGAGCUCAGGAUAUCGAGGUGAAGGUGGGCCUGAGGCCAUCCAGGUGGUGCGUGAGACUGGAGAGACAGGUCUUGAGCCGAGGAGGAGUUAAGCUUCCCGUGGUCCACAACUAUGGGCAUGGGGCAGGUGGCUUCUCAGUGCACAGGGGCACAGCCAAAGAGGCUGCCCGCUUGGUGGGAGAGUGCAUUGCAGCCCUGCAAGGCUCCUCAUCAAGAGCCAAACUUUGAAUCCCACAGCUUCCUUUUCCAUUUAUGAUAGGUUAGUAUUGCAUCUCCUAGUAGCAGCUUUGGACUUUUAUUCCAUUACUGCAUAGAAGGAACCUAAAACAACAGCUUGGCCAUUGCAGAUGCUUGGUGGUAUCUCACCUGGCUUCCAGGUGCCACCUUGGAAAGGUAUGCUGGGUUGAUCCAAGUAUUAGUCCAGCUGUCCUCCUCAUCCAUCUGGCAUUGUUUCUGCCCUGGGCAUUUCUCCUAGCCUCAUGUUAAGGAGAAGGCAAAAUAUGUAAAUAUUCUUCAAAUAACAGGGAUCAGAUUGCUGCAGUAUAAUAUAAAUAAUAUCAAUUUAACAUUUCUUCAUCUGCAUCUAAAGGAUAUCGGAUGCACUAGGUUCAGAUUCAGCAGAAACUAUUUAUCUCCUCUUGAACAAAAUCUAGCCUAGUAUUGCCCUUUCUCCUGCCAUUUUGCUAACAAACUUCACAAUUUUUUACAUGAUCUAUAAGGAAAAGAAAACCCCACACAAUGCUGCAUUCCAGUGCUCCAGGUCAGCUCUUACAGAAAGCAAUGUUAGGCAAUGUUAGGCAACACACCAGGCAAGUGUGAUUUUAAGAGCAGAUCUGUGACAGUGAUCCCUGAAUCGGCUCAUAUUACACCCCAGGGAACUUAACACAAAGUUUCUGUGAGAGGAAGUUGCCACAUAUAAGCUACAGGUUUGUACGUCUUUUCUCACAUUUGUUUGCAAAUACUUUUUUUCCUCCAAGCCCCUCAGACACAGAUGUUUCCCUUCCCCCCAAUAGCAGCAUUGACAUGGCCUGUGUUCUACAGAAGAGGGUUUUCAGGGUGGGCUUGGGCAUGAAAGGUUCUCUUAUCCGCUUCACAUCAGCACUGGCUGCUUUCCUUGCAACAGCUGAUAUGAAUAAAUUGGUGACAAACUAGCAGGGAUCAUAACACCAGCUUCAGUUACAUAAAAUAGAAAGAGCUAUUUAAGACUACAUAAACACUCUAAAGACAAAUUUGUCCAUAGCAGGACAUGAGUGAGCUCCUCUGUUGUAAAGAAGCUGAGCCACCACAGCCCAGACCCUCACUCCAUGGCAGAGUCUGAGCUGGGCUUUAUGCUCACCUCAGCAGCUCAAGCCAUCUGAUAUGGCUGAAGAUAAGUCACUCCACAAAACUGGAGUUUGCUGUCAAAGUACAGGUCUGACUGUCAGUGAUUACACCACUCGUUAGAUUGUAAAUGGCUUGUUCAAGAGUGUUAGCAUCCACUUUUUUCUAGGGUUUUUUUGUCCUUACAGUAACAAAACAAAUCAAAAUCCUUCAACAACUCACAAGAUUAAAAUGAACUGCUAAAUAAAGUUCUUAAUAACGGAGCAAAGGUCA